AUGACAAAAUUAAAAGUUGGAGAUAAAGCACCAGAGUUUACAUGUAAAGAUAAAGAUGGUAAAGAUGUUAGUUUAAGCCAAUUCUCAGGAAUCGUUGUAUUGUACUUUUAUCCAAAGGAUGAUAGUUCGGUCUGUACUAAACAAGCAUGUGAAUUUAGAGACAAAUAUCAAAAGUUUAUUGAGGCUGGUGCAAAUGUUAUUGGUGUUAGUCAAGAUAGCUCUGCUAGCCAUUCUCAGUUUACAUCCAAAUAUAGCUUACCAUUUACAUUAUUAACCGAUAAAGAUGGUCAAUUGGCAAAAGAAUAUGGUGUAGAAAAAACAGCUUUGUUUUUACCAGGUAGAACAACAUAUAUUAUAGAUAAGAAUCAUAAUAUUGCACAUAUUCACUCUAGUUUAUUAAAUGCAUCCUCCCACAUCGAGGAAUCUUUAAAAAUUAUUGAAAAAUUAAAAAACCAAUAA
Molecule: messenger RNA, 459 nt
Organism: Dictyostelium purpureum
Lineage: Eukaryota; Evosea; Eumycetozoa; Dictyosteliales; Dictyosteliaceae
Exons: 1
Coding region: 1-459 (152 amino acids)
Biological process (GO): cell redox homeostasis; cellular response to oxidative stress
Cellular component (GO): cytoplasm
Molecular function (GO): thioredoxin peroxidase activity
Source: RefSeq, a predicted model, not a curated record